Molecule: messenger RNA, 695 nt
Organism: Theobroma umbraticum
Lineage: Eukaryota; Viridiplantae; Streptophyta; Magnoliopsida; Malvales; Malvaceae
Product: putative calcium-binding protein CML29
Molecular function (GO): calcium ion binding
Source: RefSeq, a predicted model, not a curated record
GCGAGGCAAAGGUAAGUUGAAUUAGUUAAAUUUAAGCUCCAUGGCCCAACCGGGGUCUAUGUCUGCAGAAACUGAGACACUGAGCCAUGUCCUGGGUCUGGUGGAGGCAUUCAGAGCAUUCGAUGCAGACAACGAUGGAGCAAUCAAUGCUGCGGAGCUGGGUGGAAUCCUGGGUUCGCUUGGUUACAACGCUAGUGAACAAGAUGUAAGGGCAAUGAUGCAACAAGGAGACACUAACAAGGAUGGAUUGCUGAGCAUCGAAGAGUUCCUGGAGAUGAACACGAAGGACAUGGAACUCGGGGGCCUUGCAAGUGCUCUCAGUAGCGCUUUUCCUGCUUUUGGUUUUGAUGGGGAAGAGGCUGUGACAGCGACGGAGUUAUAUCAAAUCAUGGGGAAUCUUGGAGUUGAGUUGUCCUUGGAGGAUUGCCAGGGGGUUAUUGCUUCCAUGGAUGCAGAUGGCGAUGGAGCUGUUAGCUUUGAGGACUUCAGACUAAUAGUUAAUUCCCUCCUCUAGAUCAAACUUCAAAUCCCGCGUGUUUUAAUUAAUUAAACAAAUCAUGUUUACCAUCUAGGUCUCCGGGCGCUUUCUGUCCACGCAUGGGAAACAAGAAAGUCAAGAACAUAUGUAUACUAGCAAAAGUCCUUUACGUUACUUAGAAUUUCUCUUUCUAUAAAGUCAUGAACUUAAUUUACUA